Molecule: messenger RNA, 2338 nt
Organism: Mesitornis unicolor (brown roatelo)
Lineage: Eukaryota; Metazoa; Chordata; Aves; Mesitornithiformes; Mesitornithidae
Product: collagen alpha-1(XXIV) chain-like
Exons: 29
Molecular function (GO): extracellular matrix structural constituent
Source: RefSeq, a predicted model, not a curated record
GGAUCAGCUGGCUUACCUGGAGAAACUGGGCCAUCUGGAAGCCUGGGCGAAAAGGUAUGAUAACGUAUCUGACUACCCAGCAGCAAAAAUCAGCUGUGAAAACCACUGGGGUGAUAAAACAGUGGGAGACCGCGGCAGUCCGGGGCGAGUGGGUCCUCCUGGAGAUAAAGGUGUCAUGGGCUACCCAGGACCUCCAGGAGGCCCUGGACCUGUGGGGCCAGAAGGAUUACCUGGUCCAAGAGGACAACCAGGGGAUGUUGGCCCUGUUGGAGAAAUGGGUUUUGAGGGACCUCCAGGCCCCGAAGGAGAACCUGGCCUGCAGGGAGAACCAGGCGCAAAGGGAGACAUUGGACCUGCUGGGAAGGCUGGAGAACCAGGUGCCCAAGGUUUAAGGGGUGAACCAGGAUCCCCAGGAGAAGACGGUGUUCAAGGAAAAGAUGGCCCAAAGGGAGACCCUGGAGACCAGGGACUUCCUGGAGAAGGUGGUGAAAAAGGAGAGAUGGGGUUACCGGGAAUUGCUGGACCCCCUGGUGAACCUGGCAUAAUGGGCAUUCGUGGUCCUGAAGGAACACCAGGAAACCCAGGUCAGAGGGGCCGUUUAGGAAAGAAGGGGGAAAAGGGGCAGCUUGGCCCUCCUGGAGAAAUUGGACCUGCUGGUGACUCUGGCCAACCUGGAAAAACUGGUCCCAAAGGCGCAAGAGGAACUCGAGGUCCCUUGGGACAUCCAGGAGGAAUGGGACCUGAAGGAGAGUCAGGAAUACCAGGUUAUGGGGGACACCAGGGUCCUCCAGGGCCCCCAGGACCACCAGGACCCAAAGGAGAAAAGGGUUACCCAGGUGAAGACAGCACAGUUCUUGGACCACCCGGGCCCAUAGGUGAACCAGGUCCUAGUGGUGAGCGUGGAGACAGAGGAGAACCUGGCGAUGAGGGCUACAAGGGUCACACAGGUCUCCCAGGGCUUAGAGGACCUAUUGGACAACAGGGGCCUCCAGGAGAGCCAGGUGAACUGGGAGAGCAAGGACUGAAAGGAGAAAGAGGGUCAGAAGGACCCACAGGGAAGAAAGGAGCAACGGGUCAGGCUGGCAAACCUGGAAUUCCUGGAAAACCAGGCCCUGCAGGGCAGAAAGGAGCAGUCGGGUACCCUGGACCAGAGGGCACUCCUGGGAACCCUGGCAAGCCCGGGCUGUCGGGGAUGCCUGGCCAGAAGGGUAAUAAAGGAAACUCAGGCUUACCAGGUCUGGCCGGUUAUCCUGGAGCUCGAGGUCCCAAGGGAUUGCCAGGCAUGCCAGGACCCAUGGGAGCCCCUGGACUGAAGGGUGAGAAAGGGCUCCUGGGCCAUCCAGGAAAGCGAGGCAGAAGAGGUCUCCCAGGAUCGCAAGGUGACCAAGGACCAGCAGGAGACGCUGGAGUGAAAGGACAGGCUGGAGAAGAUGGAGAUCAAGGUUUAAUGGGGUUUCAAGGAUUCCCAGGUCCAAAAGGUCCUGCAGGGGACGUUGGCUUAGUUGGAAUUCUGGGCCCGAAAGGUCCAACAGGCCAAAUUGGAUAUAUUGGCCCUGUUGGGCAAGAAGGCAUCACAGGCCCAGCUGGCAGGCCUGGACCCAGAGGCGAGAAGGGCACAAGGGGUGAAAUGAAACAAGUGGACAUCAAUGCUGCUGUUCAGGCUUUGAUUGAGUCAAAUGCUGCCCUGCAGAUGGAGAAAUACCAGAACACAGAAGUCACUUUGCUGGACCACAGCACAGAGAUAUUCAAGACGCUGCACUACCUUGGCAGUUUGCUGCACAGCAUCAGGAACCCCCUUGGCACGCGGGAUAACCCCGCACGCAUCUGCAGGGACUUGCUCAGCUGUGAACGGAAGGUGGUGGAUGGAAAAUACUGGAUCGACCCAAACAUCGGGUGUCCUUCUGAUGCCAUUGAAGUCUUCUGCAACUUCACUGCAGGGGGUCAGACGUGUCUAACGCCGCUGUCGGUGACAAAGCUGGAGUUCGGCGUUGGAAAGGUGCAGAUGAACUUCCUUCAUUUACUGAGCUCAGAAGCCACCCACAGCAUCACAGUGCAUUGUCUGAACACACCGGUGUGGAGAUUCAGUGAGGCAGGUGGCCAGAAAACGUCUGUUAGCUUCAAAGGAUGGAACGGUCAGAUAUUUCAAGCAAAUACACUACUUGAACCAAAGGUGCUUAUGGAUGAAUGCAUGAUUGCAGAUGGCAGCUGGCAUAAGACGCAGUUCUUUUUUCACACUCAGGACACCGAUCAGCUUCCAGUUGUCCGAGUUAACGCACUUCCUCGCCUCAAACCAGGACAGCAGCACUUCAUAGAGAGCGGGUCAGUGUGCUUCCUUUAA